Messenger RNA from Hydractinia symbiolongicarpus, 2497 nucleotides. RefSeq names its product serine/threonine-protein kinase PLK1-like. Gene Ontology annotation, molecular function: ATP binding; protein serine/threonine kinase activity; protein binding. The record is from RefSeq and is a predicted model, not a curated record. Lineage: Eukaryota; Metazoa; Cnidaria; Hydrozoa; Anthoathecata; Hydractiniidae. Gene Ontology annotation, biological process: regulation of cytokinesis; mitotic cell cycle; protein phosphorylation. Gene Ontology annotation, cellular component: nucleus; spindle pole; centrosome. Bases 93 to 2117 code for a protein of 674 amino acids. The transcript has 11 exons.
UUAAAAAACAAGAAACUUUAGGUUGUUUCAUCAUUAUCGAUUUAACUCUUUCCUUAGUUUGUAUUAGUUCUUUACAAUAAAAAAAGAUAGCCAUGUAUGAAAAACAGGCAUUCGAAUCGGAUGACUAUCAAGUCCUUAAAAAUAUUCGGCAGCGUCUCGAACUUGAUUUACAAAGAGAGAUCGAGAAAUUACAACUUCGAAGAAUGUUAGCUACCUAUCGCAACUUGAAUACUGGGAAGACGACGAAUACGAAAAAUGAAAAUCACAAGCAUAAAGAACACACGAAGAACCAACCCAUCCUGCCGGAAGUUGGACAGUUUGUUGUGGACCCCAAAUCCGGAAAGAAAUAUUUGAGAGGUCGUCUCAUGGGAAAGGGUGGAUUCGCUCGAUGUUACGAAGUUACCGACGUUCAAACAGACAAAAAAUACGCGUGCAAAGCCAUCUCGAAAGCUCGCAUCGCAAAACCGCAUCAACAGCAAAAGAUUGCUAAUGAAGUGGAACUACACAAAAGCUUCAACGGACACUUCAUUGUUCGUUUUUACUGCUUCUUCGAAGAUGAUGACAAUGUUUACAUUUUAUUGGAACUAUGCAGUCGAAAGUCCAUGGUCCAACUACUUAAACAACGCAGAACAUUAACCGAACCCGAAGUGCGAUAUUUCAUGGCGCAAGCUGUAAAAGGAGUAUAUUAUUUACACAAUGAGCAAAUUAUACAUCGGGACAUCAAGUUGGGUAAUCUCUUCAUCAACAACGAUAUGGAGAUCAGAAUCGGGGAUUUCGGAUUAGCAGUUAAAGCAGAUAAAGACGGCAAAAAGGAAAUGUCUGUGUGUGGUACACCCAACUACAUUGCUCCUGAAGUGCUCAGCAAAACAGGCCAUUCCUUUGAAGUAGAUACCUGGGCACUAGGUUGCGUGAUGUACACGUUACUUGUUGGUCGCCCGCCGUUUGAAACGAGCUGUUUAAAAGAUACGUACAUGAGAAUACGAAACAAUGAAUAUGCCAUACCAUCCAGGAUCACAAGACCUGCGGCUAAACUUAUACAAAAGUUUUUAAGUGAAAGACCGGAAGACCGGCCACGAUUAGAUACUGUUUUAAAUGAUGAAUUUUUUACACGGGGGUUCUUUCCAAGACACUUACCUUCCAUAUGUUGUGUUGCGCCACCUAAAUUUACCUCCAUGAAAAAUAAAAACUGUACUUCGAAUAAACGAUAUGUACGCCACCCUGGCUCGGAACAAGUCGAAAUCCAGGAAGCGAUGUCGAAGAUAAAUAUACGUGAUAAAGUUGAUGACGAUCAACACGAGAGUGGGUUUGACAGUCAAGAAUCCAACGUAAACUGUGACGAACACUACCUGGAAGAAGAGCUGAACGAGACAUCUUAUGGAUACCACACUCCACAAACAUUAUACGAACGACUUAACACGUGUCUUAAUUCAAUGCCCGAUCCACACUGCACUGCUCUGUCUGAUCCGAUCUCGACCGGCACAUCAGAUUCUGAGGAGGAGAACAGUUUAGUGGAAGGUUUUGCACACCCCCAUAGAUUGUGGAUUACGAAAUGGGUGGACUAUAGUAACAAGUAUGGCUUUGGUGCGCAGCUCUCAAAUGGUUGUAUUGUAAUACGGUAUAAUGAUGGAACAACGCUGGCGGUUGAUGCCCCAAAAAGAAGACUCCAAUAUUUUGACGAGGAUAGAAAUAUCUUCCGGUUCAGUGUAAACAACAUACCUGAAGAUCUCAGUCGUAAAGUCACCCUUCUAAACUACUUUUCAAAUUAUAUGGAUAAACAUCUUCUCAAGGGUGGUGAUCUAGAAGAUCCUACGAAGCAGGACACAUUCCCUGAGAUGGCCAUCAUCGAUAUUUGGUUUCGAACUGAUAAAGCCAUGGUGAUGUACUUAAGCGAUGGAACACUGCAGGUGAACUUUUUAUCUGAUCACACAAAAAUCAUUCUCAAUCCUGAAAAUAACCUCGAUGUAGUGACAUACAUCAAUCAAAGCAGAGAAAGCCACGUGACUAGUUUACAGGCUGUUUCUAAACGAGGUUGCAAUGAAGAUGUGAAUGAGAGGUUACAGUAUUGUCUGAUGGUACUUCACAAGUUGACGGAGAUGUAUUUGGAUGAUAUGAAGUGAAGUCUGAAAUCUCUUUCUCUGACAGAUACCUAGAAUUGUCAACAGGAAAUGUCCAUUGACACAUCAACUCUUUUUACCUUCAGAAACGUCAAAUCUUAAUAAAAAAUACGAUGGCUAAAGAAACUCUUUUAUUCAAACGAACAAUCAAUACGUGCCUUUACUUUUAAUAAUACAAAUAGAGUCUAAAAAAUCCCUACAAAAGAGUUUUUUUUUUACCUCUCAAGGAAUAAUACUGUCGUAUUGCGGCUUCAAAAGAUUUCCGUCUGUGUUUUGUAUCAUAAUUUUUAAAUAAAUUUUACGCAAAUACUAUUUUUAAUUUUUGUAAAUAUACUUGUAUCAUAUUUAUAUAGUUAGAUAAAUAGAUUACAUUUUCAUAUAUA